Bombyx mori (domestic silkworm) is the source of this 885-nucleotide messenger RNA. It is a transcript of the gene TpnC25D, whose product is annotated as troponin C 25D. Gene Ontology annotation, cellular component: myosin II complex. NCBI's taxonomy places the organism in Eukaryota, Metazoa, Arthropoda, Insecta, Lepidoptera, Bombycidae. The record is from RefSeq and is marked provisional. Gene Ontology annotation, molecular function: calcium ion binding.
CGCAUACGGAUUCAGUUCUUGUUACAGCCGCCAAUCCUUGACGUGCAACAUGGAUUCCGAUGAUGAACAAAAGAUGGCCAUGCUGCGUAAAGCAUUCCAGAUGUUUGACACCACGAAGUCUGGUUACAUCGACGUGCUGAAGAUCUCCACCAUUCUCAACACAAUGGGACAGCUAUUCGAUGACUCAGAACUUCAAGCACUCAUCGAUGAAAACGAUCCGGAAAACAGUGGGAAGAUCAACUUUGAUGGCUUCUGUAAUAUUGCUUCCCAUUUCCUUGAAGAGGAAGACGCUGAAGCCAUGCAACAAGAACUGAAAGAAGCUUUCAGAUUAUACGACCGUGAAGGUAACGGUUACAUCACCACUUCAACACUGAAAGAGAUCCUGGCCGCUCUUGACGAUAAACUCAGCAACGCUGAUCUUGACGGCAUCAUUGCUGAAAUUGACACUGACGGCUCAGGAACUGUGGACUUUGAUGAGUUCAUGGAGAUGAUGACUGGAGACUAAGCCCAGAGAAGCAAGGAUUCACAAUAGUAUUAUUAUGAUUAGUAUUUAUUUUGUAAAUUGUAUUAAAAAUAACUAAGACUUCAAUACUAGUACAAAUCGAAUGCGGUAUUAGCAUGGUUGUAUAAACUGAAAGAAAAAAAUUAAAUACGUACCGAUUUUGUCUAUCUUGUAGAAAUGUGCUUGUUAUUUAUGUACCUGCAUCAUGUAGGUCACGAACGUAUUUGAAUUCGUUCCAAAGAGUUAUUUUUGGAAUAAUUCACUAGUGACGAGUUUUUUUUUUUUUGCAUUGUAAUCAACUUAAUGCUAAUAUUUAUAACGCAUUGCACCUUUACUUCAAGAAUAACUUUUAAGAUUCCUACAAUACAAAAAUAGUCAUUUUU